AUGGCGCUGCCGGGGGAGCGCGGCGCGGAGCCCCAGCCCGGCGCUUCCCGCCCCGCCGAGGAGGAGGAGGACGGCGGCGGCGGGGCCGGCGGGCAGCCGGAGGCGCUGUCGCUGGAGGAGAUCCUCAGGCUCUACAACCAGCCCAUCAACGAGGAGCAGGCUUGGGCUGUGUGCUACCAGUGCUGCGGGUCGCUGCGGGCCCGCGCCCGCCGCGGGGAGAGCCCUGCCGCCAGGCUGGGGGCGGCCGCACACCUCCGUGUGUGGCGGGACGGCACCGUCACCCUGGAGCAGGACCAGCCGCGCCGGUCGCCCCCGCCCGCCCCAGUUGCAGAUAAAUCGGGCCGUGUACACUGCACAGAAAUGGAGGUUAUUGAAUCACUAGGGAUUAUUAUAUAUAAAGCCCUGGACUAUGGUUUGAAGGACAAUGAAGAACGGGAAUUAAGUCCUCCACUGGAGCAGCUUAUUGACUGCAUGACUAACACCACAGAAACAGAUGGGAGCAGGGAUGAAGGAUAUGAUGCUCUGGAUGAAGGAGUGGAGGAUGACAAUGAUGAUGACAAAGAGGAAGUUGAGGCCAUUCAUUCCUAUAAAGAUGUCAUGAAGCUGUGUGCAGCCCACCUGCCAACCCGAUCAGAGGCUCCAAACCACUAUCAAGCAGUAUGUCGGGCUCUGUUUGCUGAAACAAUGGAACUGUACACUUUCCUUGCCAAAAUUAAAAGUGCAAAAGAGAAUCUGAAGAAAAUUCAAGAAAUGGACAAAGAGGCAAGUGAUGAAUCCAGCGCAGAUCUUGAUGACUUAAAAAAUGCUGACUGGGCUCGUUUUUGGGUACAAGUGAUGCGAGAUUUACGGAAUGGUGUUAAACUUAAGAAAGUUCAAGAGCGUCAGUACAACCCACUGCCGAUAGAAUAUCAGCUCACACCCUAUGAAAUGCUGAUGGAUGACAUUAGAUCCAAACGCUAUACCUUAAGGAAGGUCAUGGUCAAUGGUGACAUUCCACCUCGAUUAAAAAAGAGCGCCCAUGAAAUAAUCCUGGAUUUCAUCCGGUCGCGACCUCCAUUAAAUCCUGCCUCGGCAAGAAAACUGAAACCAACCCCACCACGGCCACGCAGCCUUCAUGAAAGGAUACUGGAGGAAAUCAAGGCAGAGAGGAAGUUACGUCCAGUCUCACCUGAUGAGAUAAGGCAUAGCAGGCUGGAUGUAUCUACGCCAGAGGCCGGAAGAAAAUUAUUGGAUGCCUCUGUGGCAAACGGUGGCUUGGGACCACAAGGAAAGCAGAAUGGGGCCACACAAGUGACAGUGCAGCGCAAGAGACUCCUUAAGGCUCCCACAUUGGCUGAACUUGACAGCUCAGAUUCAGAGGAGGAAUCAGUGCACAAAUCAGCGAGUAGCAGCAGCAUCUCCCCCUCACAAGUGGAAGACCCCUCUCAAGAAGGCACCAGCAGCAGAAAGAUGCCUCCAAAGUUCUUGCCCAUAUCAUCCACACCACAGCCUGAGAGACGGCAGCCGCCUCAGAGACGACACUCCAUUGAAAAGGAAACGCCAACCAACGUGAGACAGUUCUUACCACCUUCAAAACAGAGCUCCAGAUCACUUGAGGAGUUCUGUUACCCAGUGGAAUGUCUGGCUCUGACGGUGGAGGAAGUCAUGCACAUCCGUCAGGUGCUGGUGAAGGCAGAGCUGGAAAAGUACCAGCAGUAUAAAGAUGUCUACACUGCCCUCAAGAAAGGAAAGCUCUGCUUUUGCUGUCGAACAAGAAGGUUUUCUUUCUUUACCUGGUCUUACACUUGCCAGUUCUGUAAAAGGCCUGUAUGCUCACAGUGUUGCAAAAAAAUGCGGUUGCCAUCAAAGCCAUAUUCCAGUCUCCCCAUCUUCUCACUUGGACCUUCGACCUUGCAGAAAGGAGAAAGCUUUAUGAGGCCAGAGAAACCCUCUACUAGUCACCACCGAUCCCUGCGGAGCAUGUCCAGGUUGACCUCAAGGUCCAAAUCUGUGGAUAAGUCACAGGAAGAAUUUCCCAAAGAAUUAAUGGAGGACUGGAGCACGAUGGAGGUGUGUGUGGACUGCAAGAAGUUUAUUUCAGAAAUCAUCAACUCCAGCCGGCGCAGCCUGUCUCUGGCCAACAAGCGAGCGAGAUUAAAAAGGAAAACACAGUCCUUCUACAUGUCCUCGCCAGGAACAUCCGAGUACUGCCCCUCUGAAAGGACUAUCAAUGAGAUCUGAGCUGCGUGC
Apus apus (common swift) is the source of this 2229-nucleotide messenger RNA. It is a transcript of the gene SPIRE1, whose product is annotated as spire type actin nucleation factor 1. Gene Ontology annotation, cellular component: cell cortex; cytoplasmic vesicle membrane. Gene Ontology annotation, biological process: Golgi vesicle transport; actin filament polymerization; actin filament network formation. Lineage: Eukaryota; Metazoa; Chordata; Aves; Apodiformes; Apodidae. Gene Ontology annotation, molecular function: actin binding. The record is from RefSeq and is a predicted model, not a curated record. The coding region runs from base 1 to 2220 and encodes 739 amino acids. The transcript is spliced from 16 exons.